Molecule: messenger RNA, 2502 nt
Organism: Aspergillus nidulans FGSC A4
Lineage: Eukaryota; Fungi; Ascomycota; Eurotiomycetes; Eurotiales; Aspergillaceae
Product: survivin
Exons: 4
Coding region: 1-2502 (833 amino acids)
Molecular function (GO): metal ion binding
Source: RefSeq, a predicted model, not a curated record
AUGGCUAACGGAAUGGAGACGUUUGCCGCCCGUCUGGCUACAUUCGAUCUCGUUUUGCACCCCGACCGACGGUCUUCAAGCGCGAAAUUCGUGAAACCGAUCUCUUGGCCACAUAGCAAGCCUUCUCCGGCUGAGCUGGCGCACGCGGGCUUCUUCUACAACCCCUACGAGACGAACCCUGACAACACAACAUGUUUUCUCUGCGGAAGAGCACUCGACGGAUGGGAGGAAGAUGACAACCCGAUCACGGAGCACUUGAAACACGCAAAGGAUUGUGGCUGGGCCGUUAUGAUGGAUAUUCAGCAGCGUAGCUCGAAUCCAGCCGAGAUAGAAGACCCUACAAGUGAGCCGAUAGUCCAGGCAAGACUAGCAACCUUCGGCGACUCAUGGCCACAUGAUGGCAAGAAAGGCUGGAUAUGCCAAUCAGACAAGAUGGUUGAAGGCGGAUGGUACUUUUGUCCCAACGAAGAAAGCGCCGACCUCGCGAGCUGCGCCUACUGCAAAUUGUCCCUAGACGGCUGGGAGCCCAAAGACAAUCCUUACGACGAACACUACCGCCGUUCUUCCGACUGCUCGUUCUUCGUGUUUGCAAAGCCUGCCAAAGGAAAGGGCUCGCGGUCAAAGAGAGCUCGUACUUCUAAAUCCUCCCGCCAAUCAACACAGUCUACGACAUCCGAAGUUCUGGCUUCAGACACGGAGGAUAUGGACCAGAGCGCACUCACCCAGCCAGCCAGAACCAAGUCAACGAAGAAAUCGUCCAAAUCAAAAUCGAAAAACUCAAAAACUAAGAAAGCCGAGCCUCAAGAGUUCCCAAGCCAUAUGGAUGUGGAUGAGACAGAAUACGCGGAGCCUGAAACGUCAAAACCGAAGCGUAGCACGCGGGGCAAGAAACGACCCAGUGCUGACGUGGACAGGGACGCAAUGAGCAUAACCGCCGAGGACGUCCUGGAGCAGCCAGAGCCACCUACAAAAAGGAGGACUACGAAACGAAGUAUUAGUCGAUCGCGAGCGCAGAGUAUAGUGUCUACCGAUGGCGCACCCAGUAAACAAGAAUAUGAGAGCGAGACUAAUGAUGAAACGGAUGAUCUGAAAGCAAGUCGCGGAAGAAGCAGAAAGACUGCUUCAAAAGGUCGCGGGGGCUCAAGAGCAUCCUCAACUACGAAGAAAGCGUCCAAAACCCGAGUCCCGCGAGAUUCAGAGCUCGAGGCAGCGAUCGAAGCUGGACUCGAAGGAGAUGAAACUCCAGACCUGGGAAUUGAGGAAGCGAAGGUUGAAGAAAUCGCAACCAAGCCUGCGUCGAAGAAGUCCAAAUCCAAGAAGAAAACCGCCAAAAAGAACCCGGAGCCAGUGGAUGAUGUUGUUGAAGAUGUUGCCGAAGCAGAAACUCACACAAAUCCCGAACCCGAAACCGAUCAAAAAAUGACCGAUGCCGAGAUAGCCGAACCGCAAAAGCCCAAACCCAGCGAGGGCCAAAAGAGCACACGCCGCAGCUCGAGGAACACAACGGACCAGCCGGAGGCCAAGGAAAACACCGCUUCACCUGAGAAGCCCGAGGUUGAAGAGGGAGAGGAAGAUGACCGCCGGCGGCAUGAAUCGUUCGUUUCGGUGGAAAUUGUAUCCAAGCCCACAGCAGUCUACACUGAAGUAGAAUCAAAUAGCAAGGACAGCAAGAAAGCUAAAAAGAAGUCAUCAUCGGAGAAAUCCAAAAAGCCCAAGACGACCGACAAAAGCGACAAAACAGAUAAGGCAGAAAAGAUAGAGCAGAAGCGGGACAGCCGACAGUUGGAAACUAAGAAAACAUCAGAAGUUCGAUCGCCUUCAUUGCCUCAAUCACACUCGACCGAGCCAAACGAAGAGGGAAUAGUGCAAGAAGAGCCCCCACGCCGCAGGUUGUCCAGGGUGCCCCCUAAGACAACCGAGAGGUACAGUGAUAUUCCCCAGGAGAAACAGUAUGCGCGGUCUAUUGCAUCGGAUAGAUCACCAGAAGACACACGUUAUCCUCAUAGACAGAGCCAGGGAGAUGGGGCCGUGUCUCCGCUUCCGUCUCCUUCUAGGGGAAGUCCUUCUCUGUCACCGCAGUCCUCCGAUGCAGAGAAUCACCCACCGUCCUCGAAGCCUCCAGCGCACCGACCGCUGUCGUCUCCCUCCAAAAAUGCCUCUGUUCGAUUUCCUCUGACGACGAGUACUCCUUCCCCAAAGCGAAAUCAUACUUCUACGGGCAAACUUCGAACCAAUCAUCCCUGGGUUCCCAUUGAUAUUGAUGAAAUCCUGAUGGCUGGUGCUAGCGACAAGGAGAAUGUCGAUCUCCAAGGUGCAUUGGACAACCUGAAGGGGGAUCUGACAAGCCCAGAAAAGAAGAUGACGGUGGAAGAAUGGAUCCUAUGGAAUGCAAAGAAUGGAGAAGAAAGGCUCAAACGAGAAUGCGAAAGACUAGUCGGGCAGUUCGAGAGAGAAGGGGCGCGGGCGAUGCGCGCACUGGAGGGUAUUGAGUGCAUUGAUUGA